GCUUAGCUCACUAAUGCAACGGUGCGUUUAAACUUUUAAAGUGUGAACAGUGACCGACAUUGCUUCUUCCCUGCGUCGUCGUUUUUUUCUUCUCUCCUCUUUGUUAGGGUUUGCUCGGUUCCAUUUUUCCCAAACCAUUCGGCACAACAUCGAAAUUUCCCCAUUGUCCGCUUCCGCAACGAAAUAACUCUACCGUGCCCUACGAUAAGGGGUUUCUCAGAGCAGGAGCAAUGUCUUCCCCUUAUCUACCUGCCACAACUGACUCACUUGCUCUCGCAACUGAGGCCAAAGACCCAUCUGAGGCCAUCUCCAUUCUUUAUCGGGUGCUUGAUGAUCCUUCUUCUUCACCAGAUGCUCUGCGUAUGAAAGAGCAAGCAAUCACAAACCUCACUAAGCUUCUCACUGAUGAGAAUAGGGGAGAGGAUCUGCGCAGCCUUCUUACUCAGUUGAGGCCAUUCUUCUCCUUGAUACCUAAGGCAAAAACUGCAAAGAUUGUUAGGGGAAUAAUUGACUCGGUUGCUAAAAUUCCAGGGACAUCUGAUCUACAAAUUGCACUCUGCAAAGAAAUGGUGCUGUGGACUCGUGCUGAAAAGCGUACCUUUCUGAGACAGCGAGUUGAGGCAAGGCUUGCAGCACUUCUGAUGGAAAGUAAGGAGUAUUCAGAAGCUUUGACUCUUCUCUCUGGCUUGGUCAAAGAAGUUAGGAGAUUAGAUGACAAGCUUCUUCUUGUUGACAUAGAUUUGCUGGAAAGCAAGCUGCACUUCUCAUUAAGAAACCUUCCAAAGGCAAAAGCUGCACUCACGGCUGCAAGAACCGCUGCAAAUGCUAUAUAUGUGCCCCCAGCUCAACAAGGUGCCAUAGAUCUGCAGAGUGGAAUACUUCAUGCUGAAGAGAAGGAUUAUAAAACUGCUUAUAGUUAUUUCUUUGAAGCUUUUGAAUCAUUCAAUGCUCUUGAUGACCCCAAGGCUGUUUUUAGCCUGAAGUAUAUGUUGCUGUGUAAGAUCAUGGUGAAUCAAGCUGAUGACGUAGGAGGAAUUAUUUCUUCUAAAGCAGGCCUGCAAUAUCUUGGCCCUGACUUGGAUGCUAUGAAAGCUGUUGCUGAUGCACAUUCUAAGCGGUCCCUUAAUUUGUUUGAAAUUGCUUUGAGGGACUACAAGGCACAGUUGGAGGAAGACCCAAUUGUACACAGGCACCUUUCAUCCUUGUACGAUACCCUUAUGGAGCAGAAUCUCUGCAGGUUGAUCGAGCCUUUCUCAAGGGUUGAGAUUGCACAUAUUGCUGAACUUAUUGAACUUCCCACGGAUCAUGUGGAGCGGAAGUUGUCUCAGAUGAUUUUGGACAAGAAGUUUGCUGGAACAUUGGAUCAAGGUGCUGGAUGCCUUGUCAUAUUUGACGAUCCUAAGACUGAUGCUAUAUAUCCUGCUACUCUAGAGACCAUUUCCAAUGUUGGGAAAGUCGUGGACAGUCUUUACGUUAGGUCUGCCAAGAUAAUGGCAUGAGCUCUCUGGUUAUUUUACUCCGAUGUCACAUUCCUUGUUGCUGUUUUCUUCUUAAUGGUGACUAGCAUGUCAUUUGUUUUUUCUAUUUUUAUUUUUGUUGAACUUAAUUGUGGUAAACCUCUUCCGGUGGCUUUUGAACAUUUAAAUGUUUUUGUGGUUUUACUGCCACUUGUCUAACCUUGGUAUCAUAAAAAUACAUGUGUGCUGCAAGAUUAUCUGGUC
This is a messenger RNA of Glycine soja, 1721 nucleotides long. Its product is annotated as 26S proteasome non-ATPase regulatory subunit 11 homolog. The transcript is spliced from 2 exons. Gene Ontology annotation, molecular function: protein binding; structural molecule activity. Gene Ontology annotation, biological process: ubiquitin-dependent protein catabolic process. Lineage: Eukaryota; Viridiplantae; Streptophyta; Magnoliopsida; Fabales; Fabaceae. The record is from RefSeq and is a predicted model, not a curated record. Gene Ontology annotation, cellular component: proteasome regulatory particle, lid subcomplex. The coding region runs from base 231 to 1499 and encodes 422 amino acids.